CUCUUCCCUUCUCUUACUGUCUUCAUGGCGCACAUAUACACCCCUCUUAUGCUGGAUCACCGUCACGGCUAUCCUUUAUGGUUCCCUAGUCCGGGUUUAAACCUUCCCGUCUCUUAUCAAGAAAAAGGAACUCGAGUGGGCGAUCUUGGCUAUAUAAGAGCUCAGGUUGUCUGCACUUGAUAUCAUUGGUGUCUUGGAUUCUAGAUUAUAAAUCGUUACGCCAACAAUACAGGUCUAUGAGUUUCUGCUUUGUCGAUGUGUCCAAAAAAUAUACGAG
Molecule: messenger RNA, 277 nt
Organism: Guyanagaster necrorhizus
Lineage: Eukaryota; Fungi; Basidiomycota; Agaricomycetes; Agaricales; Physalacriaceae
Exons: 4
Source: RefSeq, a predicted model, not a curated record